CAGCAGCGUGGCAGGCAAGGUCAGGGCAAAGCCGGUGGCAGGAAGGAAUCCCGAAGGCCUGGCUCCCCCUACCCCACCCCCAGCAGCUCUAAUCUCAGGGCAGUGCACUUUCUCUGGAGCAGGGGACCUCGACCCUGCCCUAAACCUAAACUCUGGGGAUAGAGGCUGUGGUCCCACCUUCCCUCUUUUUCUUCUGGCUUCGGAGACAGGGUGACGAGGCCCUGGGGGAGCGCUCCAUGGGAAUUCGCAGACCCUUCUGGUACCUUGCACUGUGCUCCCUGGUUCUCGGAGAUCAGCCCUCCGAAGCACACACGCACACAUGCAUUGCUUCCCAGGCGUGGGAACCCCUUUGACUCAGCUGGAAUCUGGGAGUAAACAGCUAUGGCCCCACAAAGCUACACACAAAAGUGUCCUUCCCAUGGAGCUUGAGAUGACAGAGCAUGGACAAAUCAGCCACAGCCAAAGGGCUGCCCAGAGCGACAGGGACGGGAAUGAGCUCUCCUCUAUUCUGACCUAGAUCCCAAAUACCCCUCUGGUACUGGGUCCCAUGUUCUUCCCUAUAUUCUUUCCAGGCGUCACUCCAGCCCACCCCACCCCCUUCUCCGCACAUGCAGGCGUUCCGUCCCCCUUUUGAUACCUCCCACCAUCCUUUUCCCCCCAUCCCCGUUUCUUGCAGGAGGGGAUGUUUAGAGAUCCUUGUGGUCCGUAUUCCCCUUCCUUCAAGGGGCUGCAGAGGGAAGGCAGUGGUGUAAGGAGACACAAUCAGUGGGAGAGGAAGCCAGGAGAGUCUGACUCCCGCACGGGAAGGGGCCGGGCUGUCCCGUACGGGAAGUGGGAGGGGGCCGGAGCGCCGGGAGGGAAGAGCCGGGAGGGAAGCUCCUGUCGCCCCGGGCUCGGAUCCCCUAGCUUCGCGGCGUGGCUGCCUCUGCGACAAGCCUGAGUCGGCAACGAGCCCGCCAGGCUCCUUUUGGGGCCUAGCCCACUUCAACUGCUGCGGCGUCGCGGGCACCCAGGGGUUCGCACUCCUUCCACCCUCCCUGGCGACACAGCGCCGGGACUGGGGGCAGGGAGACCAUGGCCCGCCUCUUCAGUCCCCCACCACCCCCCAGCGAAGAUCUCUUCUACGAGACCUACUACAGCCUGAGCCAGCAGUACCCGCUGCUGCUACUGCUGCUUGUAAUCGUGCUUUGCGCGCUGGUGGCUCUGCUCGCCGUCGCCUGGGCCAGCGGCAGGGAGCUGGCCUCAGACCCGGGCUUCCUGACCACCGUGCUGUGCGCGCUGGGCGGCUUCUCGUUGCUGCUGGGCCUGGCUUCCCGGGAGCAGCGACUGGAGCGCUGGACGCGUCCCCUGUCAGGCCUAGUGUGGGCCGCGCUGCUCGCGCUUGGCCACGGCUUCCUGUUCACCGGGGGCGUGGUGAGCGCCUGGGAUCAGGUGUCCUUUUUCCUCUUCGUCAUCUUCACUGUGUACGCCAUGUUGCCCUUGGGCAUGCGGGAUGCCGCCGCCGCGGGCCUCGCCUCGUCGCUCUCGCACCUGCUGGUCCUCGGACUGUAUCUUGGGCCGCAGCCAGACUCGCGGCCCGCGCUGCUACCGCAGCUGGUGGCAAACGCGGUGCUGUUCCUGUGCGGCAACGUGGCAGGAGCGUACCACAAGGCCCUGAUGGAGCGCGCCCUGCGCGCCACGUUCCGGGAGGCGCUCAGCUCCCUGCACUCGCGCCGGCGGCUGGACACGGAGAAGAAGCACCAGGAACACCUUCUCUUGUCCAUCCUUCCUGCCUACCUGGCCCGAGAGAUGAAGGCAGAGAUCAUGGCCAGGCUGCAGGCUGGACAGGGAUCACGCCCGGAGAGCACCAACAACUUCCACAGUCUCUAUGUCAAGAGGCACCAGGGAGUCAGCGUGCUGUAUGCUGACAUCGUGGGCUUCACGCGGCUGGCCAGUGAGUGCUCCCCCAAGGAGUUGGUGCUCAUGCUCAAUGAGCUCUUUGGCAAGUUCGACCAGAUCGCCAAGGAGCAUGAAUGCAUGCGGAUCAAGAUCCUGGGAGACUGCUACUAUUGUGUCUCUGGGCUGCCGCUCUCACUGCCAGACCACGCCAUCAACUGUGUACGCAUGGGGCUGGACAUGUGCCGGGCCAUCAGGAAACUCCGAGCAGCCACCGGUGUGGACAUCAACAUGCGUGUGGGCGUGCACUCGGGCAGCGUGCUCUGCGGAGUCAUCGGGCUGCAGAAGUGGCAGUAUGAUGUCUGGUCCCAUGAUGUCACUCUGGCCAACCACAUGGAGGCGGGUGGCGUGCCAGGACGAGUGCACAUCACAGGGGCUACCCUGGCCCUGCUGGAAGGGGCUUAUGCUGUGGAGGAUGUGGCCGUGGAACACCGGGACCCAUACCUUCGGGAGCUGGGGGAGCCUACCUACCUGGUCAUCGAUCCUCGGGCCGAGGAGGAAGAGGAGAAGGGUACUGCAGGAGGGUUGCUGUCCUCCCUUGAGGGCCCCAAGAUGCGUCCAUCACUGCUGAUGACCCGCUACCUGGAGUCCUGGGGAGCAGCCAAGCCUUUUGCACACCUGAGCCACAUGGACAGCCCUGUGUCCACCUCCACCCCUCUCCCGGAGAAGGCCCUGGCUUCCUUCAGCCCCCAGUGGAGCCUGGACCGGAGCCGUACCCCCUGGGGACUAGAGGAUGAGCUGGACACCGGGGAUGCCAAGUUCUUCCAGGUCAUCGAACAGCUCAACUCUCAGAAACAGUGGAAGCAGUCGAACGACUUCAGCCCACUGACCCUGUACUUCAGAAAGAAGGAGAUGGAGAAAGAGUAUCGACUCUCUGCACUCCCCUCCUUCAAAUACUAUACAGCCUGCACCUUCCUGGUUUUUUCCUCCAACUUCCUCAUCCAGAUGCUGGUGACCAACAGGCCCCCAGCUCUGGCCAUCACCUAUAGCGUCACCUUCCUCCUCUUCUUCCUCCUCCUCUUCAUCUGUUUCUCGGAGCACUUGACGAGGUGCGUCCUGAAAGGCCCCAAGGUGCUGCACUGGCUGCCUGCACUGUCUGGCCUGGUGACCACCCGGCCGGGCCUGCGAGUCGCCCUGGGCACAGCCACCAUCUUCCUUGUCUUCGUCAUGGCCAUUACCACCCUGUUCUUCUCACCGGCAUCUUCGCAUUGCCCUUUCUGGGCUCCCAAUGUGUCCUCCGUGGCUUUCAACCUCUCCUGGGAGUUCCCUGGGUCCCUGCCUCUCAUCAGUGUCCCAUACUCCAUGCACUGCUGCACACUGGGUUUCCUCUCCUGCUCCCUCUUUCUGCACAUGUGCUUCGAGUUGAAGCUGCUGCUGCUCCUGCUCUGGCUGGUGGCCUCCUGCUCCCUCUUCCUGCACUCCCAUGCCUGGCUGUCCGACUGCCUCAUCGCCCGCCUCUAUCUGGGCCCCUUGGACUCCAGGCCAGGGGUGCUGAAGGAACCCAAAAUGAUGGGAGCUAUCUCCUUCUUCAUCUUCUUCUUCACCCUCCUCGUUCUGGCUCGGCAGAAUGAGUAUUACUGCCGCCUGGAUUUCCUGUGGAAGAAGAAACUGAGGCAGGAGCGGGAGGAGACGGAGACGAUGGAGAAUCUGACUCGGCUACUCCUAGAGAACGUGCUUCCAGCCCACGUGGCCCCCCAGUUCAUUGGCCAGAAUCGGCGGAACGAGGACCUCUACCACCAGUCCUACGAGUGUGUUUGUGUCCUCUUCGCCUCAGUCCCGGACUUUAAGGAGUUUUACUCCGAAUCCAACAUCAACCAUGAUGGGCUGGAGUGUCUGCGGCUGCUCAAUGAGAUAAUUGCUGAUUUUGACGAGCUGCUCUCCAAGCCCAAGUUCAGUGGGGUGGAGAAGAUCAAAACCAUCGGCAGCACCUACAUGGCAGCCACAGGCUUAAACGCCACCUCCGGACAGGACACACAGCAGGACGCGGAGCGAAGCUGCAGCCACCUAGGCACCAUGGUGGAGUUUGCAGUGGCGCUGGGGUCAAAACUGGACGUCAUCAACAAGCACUCAUUCAACAACUUCCGCCUGCGUGUGGGUGACACAGGAAACAGCCCGUGCCUUGCAGUCCCUGGGCUACACCUGCUACAGCCGGGGCAUCAUCAAGGUCAAAGGCAAAGGACAGCUCUGCACCUACUUCCUGAACACAGACUUGACACGAACUGGACCUCCCUCAGCCAGCCUAGGCUGAGACCCCCACCAGACUCCUCCUCUCUACUUCUGAGAUCUUCAAUAAAGAAACUCUGGCGUGUCUGGAGCCAACUGAUGCCAGAAGCUUCUGGUUCAGCUGACAAUCACCUUCUCGUGUCCCUCAGCAGGAUGGCUUUUUUCCCGUGCUUGUGUGUAUGCGUGGACAAAUGUGAGCUUGAAUGAGCCUGAGUGUAUUGGAAGGGAGUGGUUCUUUUUAGCAAGCUCACGAAGAGGACUGCCUCAGCCUGCCUGCCAACCUGAUUCCAGUAUUUUGUGCACCAUGGACGCAUAAGGAAUUUUAGUCACCAUGAAGUCACAGUAAUUAGCCCUUUCCUAUUUCUGCUCACAAAUAUUGGAAGGAAUCUCCAUGGACACCAUUUGACCCUCAUCCAUUCAACAAACACUAAAUAAGCACCUAUUGUGUGCUUAACGUGCAGCAUGGGCUAGAGGCCUAGGACAUCUAUUAAAGUCCCUCCCAGUUUCAGUUGUUCUCAAACUGACCCACCAUGCUUUGCAGUGAGUACCUGUAGACAAUUUAGGGGUUCUCCUCUUCUCAGGUCAAUCUGAUGGCCCCCCCCAGCCCUGCUCCCUUCUGCAAGCUUCCCCACAGAUGCUGACAGACGUUGGUCUUGGAGCAUUGAUGGUUUAUUCUCACCUGCUCAUAUUUUGGAGUCUGUAGGGGAUGUUUUAACACCUAGAUAUCUAACAGAGCUGGGCCAAGGCCCCUGAAGACAACAGUCAUCCCUAGGAAAUAAUGACUCAUCCCUCUGGCUUUUCGGAAUCUCUUGCCUACAGGUGAUCAUGGCCACAGAGGGCCCUUGGCCCGCCCUGUGCCACGGCAUGUGUUGGGGGCUGGCGAAAGGCUGAUGAUCUGCAGAAUUUGAGGGGAUAA
Choloepus didactylus (southern two-toed sloth) is the source of this 5074-nucleotide messenger RNA. RefSeq names its product adenylate cyclase 4 (gene ADCY4). The record is from RefSeq and is a predicted model, not a curated record. The coding region runs from base 1075 to 4365 and encodes 1096 amino acids. NCBI's taxonomy places the organism in Eukaryota, Metazoa, Chordata, Mammalia, Pilosa, Megalonychidae. Gene Ontology annotation, biological process: adenylate cyclase-inhibiting G protein-coupled receptor signaling pathway; adenylate cyclase-activating G protein-coupled receptor signaling pathway; intracellular signal transduction. Gene Ontology annotation, molecular function: adenylate cyclase activity. The transcript has 25 exons. Gene Ontology annotation, cellular component: plasma membrane.